Messenger RNA from Bursaphelenchus okinawaensis, 8221 nucleotides. The record is from the annotation of a GenBank genome assembly. Lineage: Eukaryota; Metazoa; Nematoda; Chromadorea; Rhabditida; Aphelenchoididae.
AUGCGAAGUGUAUUCAAAAAGAAGAAGGCUUUAAAACUACCAGCACAACUCUAUCGUUCCAAGGAGAAGGCCAACAAUGCGUUGCGGAACAUCUUCGAAACAAGCAUCAGAUCACAGCCAAAGAAGUCGGAUUCGGUGGCGUCGAUUCUGGAGCCGGUCAAAGAGGCCAAGGCGGAAAGGAGGCCAGGUAAAUAUUUUUUUCUUUGAGAAUAGCAUUGUUGAAAAUUUUAAUAAUUUUUUUGAAAUUUAGAAAUUAUGUAUGAAAAAAAAAUUUCAAAUUUUUGAAAAUUUUUUUUUAGUUUUUUUAAAUAUUGUUUUACAGGCCUAAUACGACGAAUAUUGCACGGAUUAUUCACUGAUUGGAUCUUGCUAGCCCUGUUAGGAUGCAGUAUGGCUUUAUGUUCAAUAGCAAUGGACGAAGCUAUCGAUAGGAUUGCUACUUGUAAGUCUGACCUAGCUCUGUGCUCGCUCUGUCCUAGCUCUGCCCUAGCAUUGCCUUAACAUUUUUUAAGCACUGCCUUAACGGUGCCCGAGCUCUGUUCUAUCCUCGCUCUAGUACGGCCCUAUUCAUGUUCUAGCCUCAGCUCUGCUUUGCCCUAGACCUCUAGCUUUACCUUAGCCUUGCUCUGCCCUAUCCUUACUUUAUCUUUGAUUUAUCAUAUCUACCCUACUCUAGUUCUAUCUGCGAUUUACGAUUGCCUUUUUUAGUCAGCUCUAGCCGUUUUUCUUUGUCUUCUCUUGAUUCUACCCUUCCCCGACCUUCUACCCUUGUCUUUAAAAGGUCAUUUUUUGUAUUUCAGGGCAUAUCAAUGUCAUAAACGAUGUAAAAGACCGAACAUUCGGCCUAACUCGAGAAGUGGCUAUGUUCCUAAUAUGGGUACUGUACGCAGUAGUACUAGUAACGUCAUCAGCCCUAUUCGCUCACUACGUAGCACCACAAGCGAUAGGAAGUGGCAUACCUGAAAUGAAGACAAUCUUAAGAGGAGUCGUGCUAAAAGAGUACCUAUCGUUCCGCACGUUGGUAUCGAAAAUGGUGGGAUUAACGUUAUCAUUGGGAUCAGGGAUGCCGAUUGGAAAAGAAGGCCCAUUUGUUCAUGUAGCCAGUGUUGUAGCCAAUCUACUGAGUAGAUUGGUACAUUCGUUCGACUCGGUCUAUGUUAAUGAAAGCCGACAUACGGAGAUGUUGGCUGCUGGGUGUGCGGUCGGAGUGGCUUGUGUGUUCUCGGCUCCGGUUGGAGGUAAGGGUUAAUGUUGUUAUAGGUUAGUUUAAGAGGAGCAGGGGGGGGGGUGUUAUAGGCAAUAUUAAGGAAGGGGAAAGAAGUAAGAAGAAGGGCCUAUGAUUUUAGCAUGGGGGCGGAGGAAAAAAAAUUUGGGGGGGGGGAGGGGGGGGAAGGGGGUACUUGUGAAUAAAAAACAUUUUUCUCGUGCUGGUACCUUUGAAAAUAAAAUUUUAAAUCAACAGGGAGGGGAGAGGGGCAAGUUGAAUUUUUAGAAAACUUUGGAAAAUCGGCCCACAGGACCUGUGGACGAAAAAAAUUUUCGGCCUCCCCCUCCCCCAGAGAAAAUCUGUAGCGACGUCCCUGGUAACAACUAAUAUUAUUAUAAUUUAGGUGUACUGUUCUCAAUCGAAGUAACCAGCGUUUACUUUGCCGUGCGAAACUAUUGGCGUGGAUUCUUCGCGGCCGCAUGCGCCGCCACGGUGUUUAGGUUGGCAAAACUGUUCAUUAAAACUGAUGGUAAGGCUUUUAAAAUCGAUGUUUUUCUCCGUACAAAACGAAAAAUAGCAAGAACAUUCUUUACAAGACUUGUAUUCCGGGUAAAGUUUAAGUAAAUUGUAAAAAAUAGUGAAUGUUGUGGUAUUUGUGAAUGUUGUGAUUGUGUUUUAGACGGUCUAAUCGCUUUUUAUCAGACUUCCUUCCCACAAGACUCCUUUUAUCCGGAGGAAAUGCUCAUUUUCGCUGGAAUUGGGUGAGUUUUUUUUAUUGUUAUUGGGUGUAACUUUAUUGACUGUAAUUUUUAUGUAGAUAAUGAUGAGUAUAGGCUUGGUUUUUAAUGGUAGAUGUUUGUAAAAUACGGUAAACGAUUGAAUAUGUAACGUAAAUAAAUAAAAAUGUCGUCUGUCAGGGAAAAAACCGGCAAUUGAUCAACUGUUUUUAUAAAAAAAACUGAAAAUUUGGUAUUUUUAUAACUUUUUCUAUUGUUUUUGAAGUUUACAAAUGGUUAUCAAACUUAAAUCUACCUAAAAUAUGUUUUAAAAUAUACCUACGAUGUUUUAGAUUCGUAUGCGGUGUAGCAUCAGCCGGUUUCAUAGCCCUACAUCGCUUCUUCGUCCUGUUCCUUCGACGCAACUUCGUCAUGAAGAAGAUCUUUCAAAAAAGGCAAGUUCAUGAUAAUAUUCGCGAUCUAAAAUGUUGUAAAUAUAAUAAAAAGUUGAACAAGAGUCUAAUAACAGAUAAAGUUUAGUUGGCUCAUUUACCCAAUCGUUGUUUCCCUGUUCAUCUCGAUAUUAACCUACCCGAAUGGCUACGGACAAUUUCUUGGUGGAUUUGUAGGUUUUUAUUGAUUGUUUGUGAAGUUUAGGUAUGAAAUAUUUGUGGAGGAGAUUAGAAAAAGAUUUUAAAUGCCUCUAAAAGUGUUAUGGGACAGAUUUUGGAGGGUUCAUCGGAGGGAGAGAGAGACUUGACUCAAAAAUAUUUUUUGCGUCAAGUCUUUCUUUCGCAAUUUCUUAAUGCUUUUGUAGUAAAAUACGACAAGCUAUGCUUUUUAGAAUAAGUUCAGUAAAUCGGCACAAUAUUUUUUCUUAAAUUGUACAUGGACGGCGAAGACAAACACCACGGACUACUGCGGAGACGAAAAACUUGUUGGAUGGUUGGGAGAAGACUACGAUAGAGAUGUUUUCCUGGUCUUGCUUUGCUUCAUGGUUACUUUUGUAAGUUUUAGACAUUGUAUCGUUUGAUAUGUCAAUAAAGAAUGGCAUAAGUUUGCAAAAUUCUUCAUUUUUUGCCUAAGAUACGGAGUUUUCAAGCGUUUUUCGAAGAAAAUGUGCCAUUUCUUAACAAACGUGAACCUAAAAAUAUUUUUUUUCGAUAUUUUAUUGAAUGCAAGUUUAUUUCAGUACUACCUAGCAGCACUAGCGAGCACUUUACCAAUCCCGUCCGGCUCAUUCGGGCCUUCAUUUACGAUUGGAGCGGCUUUUGGUCGCUUCGUCGGUGAAGCCUUGGCUUAUACAGUAGGAAACUUUAGAGGCACCACAGGUCAUGGCAUCUAUCCUGGAGGGUAUGCUGUUGUUGGUAAGGGCUUACCUUGUUUUUGGGCGUUUGGGAAGGGGUGGUUUUAUCUUUUUUGCAAAAUUUUGCUUUUUGUAGCGAAACUGAAGGAGCGGUACCAGACGGUACUAUACCGAAUUUUUUUGAAAUUUUGGUGUUUAAAGGUUUAGUGUAUGUUAAUUAUGGUUGUUAAUUUUUAUUUUGAAAUUUCAAGUUUAAAUUAUCAAAAAUAUGAUUUAAAAGUUUGCAUUUCGAUUUUGCCGCCUUUUUUUUGGCAUAGUGCUUUACGGCUAAAACUUGGUGUCUAAAUGAGUUUUAUGAAUAAAAAAAGGUUUUUUGUGACAAUUUUAGGUAAUAUUUUUAUAACUUAUGGCGUUAAAUUUAAAAAAUGGUUUUUUGCAAGAUAUUGUAGUAGUUAAUGAAAUAAUAUUAUUUUAGGUGCCGCAGCGUUUUCUGGCGGCGUUACACAUACGAUAUCUGUAGCAGUAAUCAUGUUUGAGCUAACAGGACAGUUGGUUUACAUAUUACCGGUUAUGGUAGGUUUCUAAUAUUGUUUUAAAGCUCAUGAUUCUUUGUAUAUGUGCUCAAACAUCAAUCCAGACCUUCUUAGCCUUAGUCUCAACCUAGGUCUUAGCUCUAGUCUUAGCUUCAGCUCUAGUCUCAGCCUUAUUCCGUGUUCUAGUUUUAGUUUUGCACAAGCCCUAGAUUAAGUUCUAGCCCCAGCCCUAGCGUGAGUCAUAGUCCUACCUCAGCCCUGGUCCCAGCCCUAGACCUAGUCCUGAGAUUUACUAAUGUUUAGGACAAAAUUACUUGACUGUUGACAAUAGCCUUUAACUACUAACUACUUUACAGUAUUUAAUAGUGUCUUUCGUUCCAGAUUGCGGUUUUAAUAGCCAAUGCCGUCUGCUCAUACCUACAACCAUCAAUAUACGACUCCAUAAUCCAAAUCAAACAUCUACCCUAUCUUCCCGACAUUCCCCAUGCCUCGUCAAAGUUCCACGGUGUUCACGUCGAACAGUUCAUGACGGCCGAAGUGCUGUACCUAAGCAAGUCAUCGACAUACGGCGAUGUUCAGAACCUACUACUCUCGAAUGACCGAAUCAAAGCCUUUCCUAUUGUGGACGAUACUCGCAACAUGAUACUGAUUGGCUCCUGUUCACGAGCCAAACUGAUACGAAAUUUGGACGAAAAAGUGGGCCACAAUGCGCGGCAAGCCGAAGCCCUACGGCAGUUUGAGACAAACUUGCAGGUAAAUGCGAAUGUAAGCACUUUAACCCUUUGUUUGUGUGGCUAGCAGCACUGGUGUGUAAUGUUGUGGUUUGUUUCGUUUUAAAAAUGGGGUUUCUGGGGGAGGGAGAGUUUAAAAUUUUGAAAAAAAUGUUUUUACGUUUGGAAAGAAGUGGGGGGGGGGUGAAUUAGUUAUUUUUUGGUUUACUGGGAUUUACCAUUGGUAACACUAUCCAUACUCAUACUCUUAUUCCACCUCUACUGCCUCUAACCCUUCCCUUAUCUCUACUCCUAUCGACCUACGACUCUUAGCAUAAGAUUUAGUCUCACUACUCUUAGCCUUAGCUCUAGUCCCAGCUCAAGCUCUAGUCUUAGCCCUAGCUCUUGUCGGUUCUCUAGCCCAGAGCCUUAGCUUAGACUCCCACCUCAUCCAUACUUCUACCUUUACUCUGGUCUCAACCUCUAUCUCUACCUUUUCUUUUCUCUGCCUUUAGCCUAGUCUCUAUAGUUACCCCUAAUCCUACCCCUAGCCCUACCUUACCUUCAACCUCUAACUCGACCUCUAUAUCUACUCUUAUCCGUACCCCUAUCUAUCUCUACUUCUAUUCCUACCCUGACCCUGACUUCUACGCCUAACUUUAUACCUACCCUUAUCUCUACCUUUAAUUCUUACUCUAACUCUACCCAUAUCCCUACUCCUAUUUAUACUUUACUCUCUUCUUACCCUUACCUCUAUCCUCAAUGAGUUUGGCGGGAAAACGAAAUUUAAAAAAAUGUUAAAAUGUUCUGCCCUGUAUCCAACCCUGGUCUUUACCUCUAAAAAUAUAAAUUUAGACGUUAAAAAUUGCUAUUCACGCUUAUUUUUUUAUUGAUUUGGCUUGAUUUUACCUUUUUUUAAUUGAAUAUUGCUUUUUAUUUUUGCACUUUUGAAUGGCACAUAUGGUGCAUUAAAAUUAAAAAUGGGUUUUAGGACAUAAAUCGCCGCUUCAAACCGGUCCACGAACAACGAGGCAGCAUCUUUGUCGAUGAUAACACCAAAAAGCUGAUCAAAGACAAAACCAAAGACAAGCUUAGUCCGGAAGAUGAACAAUAUUACUACCAGGACUCUCCUCAAAAGCCUGACAACCUGAAGAUCGAAGGACAAGGAAUGAAGAACUCGAAGAGUUCGCCAGGUCUAUUGAAUGCGACUAAGCAUGUCAACUUUGAAGAUAAUGAAACGGAAAAACGAAAGCCCUCGAGGUUCAUGGUGACGGCUGUGGAUGACAAAAAGAGCUCGAACUCGUCGAUGGACACGGAUGUGGAAUCGGCGUCGACUCCAGCCAGGAGUAACAAGAGCUUGACCGUCAGUCAUGUCACACAGGAACUUCAGAGCACUGUUGGGGGUAGGUAAAAUACGAACUUUCUUUAAAACGCUUUAUAGUAGAGGUAAAAAUAAUGAAAAGGUGUAUUUUAAAAAACUAGUCAAAAAAUGUUAACAAGUUUUUAAAAUUUUAUGAAAAAAAGACGAAAUGUUACAAAAUUUAUUGAUUUUUUGAAAAGUGUUGCGAAGUGUCACAAAAAUUUAUGUUUUUAAAAAUCACUUUUUAAAACAUGAAUUUACAUGUUUUUUGAGGAAAGUGUGAGAAAAGGGUAGUUUUUAGACGAAUUGCCACAAAAUUAUUGUUUUUUAGAAAAAUGUUGCGAAAUGUCACAAAAACAUCGAUUUUUCAAAAAUGACUUGAUAGAUAAUAUUUUGUAGAAGGUAUUCUGUAUUUUAAUUUUCAAAAAUCGUUUAAAAAUAGUUUUUUAAACCUAAAAUACGGUUUUCAGACCUGUUCCGAAGUCUAGCCCGUCUCUCCUUCGCCAGAGGCCGAAAACCUUCGGCCGACGAGUACGAUCUUCACGGCGACGAACGAAAACGAUGGGAAAACGCUCAGCUAGCCAAAAACGUGGACUGGAAUAGUAUCGGCGUGGAUCCGGCCCCGUUCCAACUGGUCGAACAGUCAUCUCUACUUAAAGUGCACUCUCUGUUCUCGUUACUUGGCCUAAGCCGAGCUUACGUUACGAAAUGUGGACGACUGGUCGGUGUGGUGGCGUUGAGAGAUGUAGGUUGAUGUUUUGAAAGGUUUUUGAAAAUUAAAAAAAAUUUUUUUUUUAAAUUUUUUAAAAUUUUUAAAAGUGAAGCAAAUGAUAGGUUGUUCACUUAAUUCUGUGUUCUGUUUUUUUUUUAAAUUUGCGUUGAAAGGGCACAGAAUUAUUUGAACAAAUUCGGGAGGGGCACUGAAUUAUCUUAACGAUCUAAUAUUUUAGAUCCGCCUAGCCGUGGAGAAAGUCAACAACGGCCAACUCACUCUAACCACAGUCAACAUGAACACAGACAGCCCUCACGCUGUCCGCCGGAACCUGCUUCAGAAGCUACGCUCAACAGCCAACGAAGCGGUGGACGAAGACGACGCCAUGUCAGAUUACUUGAACCCACCCCUAAUCGUGGUCGAUAAAACGGCGGUCGAAGCCGAGGAUUGGCUCAAAAACAAGUCGGCUUCGGCGGAUUCUUUAACGGAUUCGAAUGAACGAAGCCGAGGCGGCAUGAUCAAAGGCUACAGUGUGGGCUCAGAUCCGUGUUUGGCCGGCAGUCCAAGCGAGGACAAUAAAAGAGUGAAAAGUAAGGAGAUUUAGUUGUUUUUGAGGGUAUGAAAUUGUAUUUUUUUAAAUUUUAGUUUUUUAAAAAAGUGGUUUUGGAAAUAUGACGAAAUGUCACAAAAAAUAUUGGUUUUUUUAAAUAAUGAUGCGAAAUGCAACAAAAAAUAUUGAUUUUCGGAAAAUUAAGUGGCUAUUGGAUUUUUCAUGGGCUGGAAAAUGCAGAUAGGAAAUUUGACGAAAUGUCAUAAAAUUUAUUGAUUUUUUUAAAUGUUGCGAAAUGACACAAGAUUUAUUGGGUUGGAAAUAACGAUAUGAUAAAAAUAUUUUUUUGAAAUUACAAAAAUCGAAAUCACAAAUUUUAAGAAACUGUGACUGAAUGUCACAAAAUUUAUUGGUUUUUGUGAAAAGUGUUGCGAAAUGUCACAAAAUUUAUUGGUCUUUUUAGAUGAUAGCAUUUCUAAAAGUCAAUACUUAUUUUAAUUUGUAAUUUUUGAGUUUUCAAAAAUUUAAAUUUAAAAAUCUUAAAUUCUAGUGGAACGCCGAGCAAAAUCGAUUGGGCUAGGAGCGGCGCUACAAGAAUCGCCAGAGAAAGCCAUCAACUUUUGGCUGGCUUCGAAUGAGAGCGAAGAGGAUGUGAACACCUCUCCACCAUUGAUAAGAAUGACCUCAGCUACACCACCAAAUGAAGUGAAUAACCUUGUUGAGGCUGGGCGAGGGCAUAAUGGCAGCCAAGGGUCUAGUCCGUGUGGCAGUGAAUAUGGAAAUAGGUAAGGACAAGGGUUGGUGAUUUUGGUGUGGGGGGGGGGUUGGUAAUUUUUUUUGGUUUGGAUAGGUCGGUUCACUGGAGAUAUCAUAGGCCAUACUGUAUUAAAAAUUUUUUUUUGGUGGUAGGGGUAGGGUAAAAUUUAGGAUAUCCACCCCCCCCAACCAUCUAAAUCUUUUUUUGAAAAUUUUUGUUUUCUAGCCUAGCCCCAGCGCCCACAACCCAAUCCUCAUCAUUACCAUCGAUCCUGAACGCGCUAGAACAGGAAUCACAUCCGGUGGAACGGAACGCCUCCACCGUGACAAUCGGCAAGAAACACAAACAAAUCCAGUUGAAACGACGCUAA